AUCGGAGUUACUGGUUAUCAUUGCGAUUGUUUAAAUGGUCAAUCUGAGGCCGUAGCUGAGAAAGUGCAGAAUAGGAAAAGAAAGAUUUUUUGAGUUGGCUGCUGCGACAUUUCGGUAUCUGCGAUUAACAUUUCAGACGGGAGUACGCGCCAUGACUCUGUCCCUUGAGACCAUACAUCUUCCUCAUCUGCCUUCAGCUCUGCCCAUUCAUAUAGCUCUAUAUCGUGAUGUGAAAAACUCGCCAUUUCUCCGGCAGCAGCUGUUGUCAGGCAAUGCUGAUUUCGAGUAUGCAUUUAUUGACGCAAGCAUGGUCUUUUCAAGGACCCAUAUCCUUUCUGCUAUCUUCAGAGCGGUUAAUGAUUAUCUCAAUGGGCGUCUCAAGUCGCGCAACGUCCAUUCGGAAAUCGUCUUCUCCUUGAGCCCCGCCAACAAUAUUGCAGACUCUUUCCGCAAAUUCGGCAUUACAGACUCGACGACAGACCUGUUGGUGGUGAAAGUUUCCGUUACGGCAGAUGUUACUCAUGACUCAGUAGCGGCGCAUCUGCAGCAGUCCAUCGAGGGUUCUCCUAUGCCAUUCGCUGAUGAGACAUUGUCUGAAAUCUCCGAUGUUUCGAAGAUUAAGAAAGCCUACAAAUUGGGCGCUUUAGGCGCUCAGGACGAUGAGAAGCGACGAUUGGAACUUUCGCUCAUAGGUGCAAUUGCACUGCGUGGGGCAACGUGAUCCAAAGCCUACCGUCUCAACGACUAUGACCUCCCUUCGGGGAUCUUCAUGCGAUGCUCUAUCUUACAAGAGCAAAAUUACAUGCCACUUGGAUAGACCUGCGUGAACGCACUAUGACCGUGUCCGAAGCUGUUCAGGAUCAUUCCCCUUUCACAGCCCCCCUAAGCAGUGGGGUGACAAUCUCAGUGCGGCGUCCCUGGUUACCUGUCGCCGGAUAUGGCCUUAUGAUGAAUUCGUAUUGCACACUACCCAAGACAGAGUGUCUGGGUGCUGGCGUCGAUUUGCGCGCAACUGAUGUGGGAACCUGAGGAGUCCGUCAAUGCUCACUAAUGUUGCGAUGGACUACAAUAUAUCUUAUUCUCGAAACUGAAACAAACUUCUUACUAUAUCUCAAUCAUAUUGUUAUACG
Messenger RNA from Aspergillus novofumigatus IBT 16806, 1130 nucleotides. Its product is annotated as EKC/KEOPS complex subunit CGI121/TPRKB. The transcript has 3 exons. NCBI's taxonomy places the organism in Eukaryota, Fungi, Ascomycota, Eurotiomycetes, Eurotiales, Aspergillaceae. Gene Ontology annotation, cellular component: EKC/KEOPS complex; cytosol; nucleus. Bases 152 to 721 code for a protein of 189 amino acids. Gene Ontology annotation, biological process: telomere maintenance via recombination; tRNA threonylcarbamoyladenosine modification. The record is from RefSeq and is a predicted model, not a curated record.